Juglans microcarpa x Juglans regia is the source of this 640-nucleotide messenger RNA. RefSeq lists its product as uncharacterized. NCBI's taxonomy places the organism in Eukaryota, Viridiplantae, Streptophyta, Magnoliopsida, Fagales, Juglandaceae. Bases 196 to 477 code for a protein of 93 amino acids. Gene Ontology annotation, cellular component: chloroplast. The transcript has a single exon. The record is from RefSeq and is a predicted model, not a curated record.
UGAAAAAUCAAAUAGAAGACAAUCGGGAUAAGCCACUUGUGGAGAGCUCGUGCAAGAAGCACUUCCCAUUUUCUCAUUCACAUCCAACGCCUCACAUUCAGUCCCAUCAAAGGGAUAUACCCAACACACUUUGUCUCCCUUCCUGAUCUGCUCCAUAUCUCUGACAAGCUGAGCAAAUUAAGAGGAGGGACUACUAUGGCUUCUAUAACGAUGGCAUUUGCUCCGGCGGCAGCAGCAGGAAGAGUGUUUGCGGCAACGGCGGCAAAGGGUGCCGGCGGAAGCAAGGAGGAGAAAGGGAUUCUGGACUGGAUUCUGGGAGGUUUACAGAAGGAGGAUCAGCUGCUUGAGACCGACCCAAUACUUAAGAAGGCGGAGGAGAAGAAUGGUGGCGGCGCUGCCGCUGGGGGCAAGAACUCUGUGGCAGUCCCGCAGAAGAAGAAGGGUGGCUUUGGAGGGCUCUUUGCUAAGAACGAAUAAGAAUCUUUCUGGCAUGCAUUUGUUCAAUGCCAUCCAUGCAUGUUCAUGUCUCUCCUUUUUUCUUUCAAAUCUCUGGUGAUUAUGGAAUGCUUAAGUUGUGUUUACUUCUUGGUAUUCUGUAUCUAAGGAUCAUUAAUAUUAAUUAUUAAUUCAUUUUGGGUCA